CUGCCAAUCUUCCACUCUCCUAUUUCUUUUUUUUCUUUUUUUUUUGGUGGGUGGGGGUAGGGCAAUUUUUGGCUUCAAGUUCAAUUGAAUUCUAUGCAUAUAUGCGCAUACAUCCCUACAUACAUACAUACAUACAUACAUGAAUCUUUGUACCUUUUUGGCUGUAGAAUGUCAUUACCAUAGCAUAUAUCAGCAGAGACAAUCUCUCCCAUUUUCCACUUCUUUUCAAACCCUUUUCUUCUCCGUCCUCGGCUAUAAGAAAAGCCAUCUUCCUCUUUGCAAUUGGGGCUAGGAAUGGCUUCUUCAAGAGACACCACUCGUGCUAGGGUUGCUACUCUCUGUCUCUUUCUCUGUGUUUUUCUAGCCAGACUUGGGCUCUGUUUUGCUUCUAAGGUCUAUGUGGUUUAUAUGGGAAGCAGAGGAGGUGAUGGGCCUGAACAGAUUUUGAGGCAAAACCACCAAAUACUUACAGAUAUUCAUGGAGGAAGAGCUGAACAAGCCAAGGAGUCUCAUGUUUACAGUUACAGGCAUGGCUUCAGAGGCUUUGCCGCUAAGUUGACUAAAAACCAGGCUUCUGAAAUUGCCAAGAUGCCUGGAGUGGUCUCAGUGUUUCCCAAUCAGAAAAGGAGGCUUCACACAACUCAUUCAUGGGAUUUCAUGGGUCUUCUUGGGGAAGAAACCAUGGAAAUCCCAGGGUUUUCCACCAAGAACCAAGUGAAUGUGAUCAUGGGCUUCAUUGAUACUGGAAUUUGGCCUGAAUCUCCAAGUUUUAGUGAUGCCCGGAUGCCUCCAGUGCCAUCCAGAUGGAAGGGGCAAUGCCAACCAGGGGUAGCAUUCAAUGCUUCCAUUUGCAACAGGAAGAUAAUAGGAGCGAGAUAUUAUUUGAGUGGCUAUGAGGCCGAAGAAGAGCCAGCAAAGACAGUGUCAUUCAAAUCAGCGAGGGAUAGCUCUGGCCAUGGCACCCACACAGCCUCGAUAGCAGCUGGCCGCUAUGUGACAAACAUGAACUACGAUGGGUUAGCAGCCGGAGCAGCUAGAGGAGGUGCACCAAUGGCCAGAAUUGCAAUAUACAAGACAUGCUGGGACUCUGGUUGCUAUGAUGUUGAUUUGUUGGCUGCAUUUGAUGAUGCUAUUAGAGAUGGGGUUGAUAUUUUGUCUGUGUCUCUGGGCCCUGAUGCUCCUCAGGGAGAUUAUUUCAGUGAUGCCAUCUCUGUGGGGUCUUUCCAUGCUGCUAGCCAUGGAGUUUUGGUGGUUUCUUCGGCUGGAAACGAAGGAAGCCAGGGAUCUGCCACAAAUCUUGCUCCUUGGAUGGUCACUGUAGCUGCUAGCUCGACAGACCGGGAUUUUGUGUCUGAAAUCAUGCUGGGUGAUGGCACCAACUUCACGGGUGAAAGUCUGAGUCUACUUCAGAUGCCAAGGUCUGCAAGGAUCAUCUCUGCCUCUGAAGCCUAUGCUGGGUACUUCACUCCUUAUCAAUCCAGUUACUGCUUGGACAGUUCAUUGAAUAGAACAAAGGCCAGGGGGAAGGUCCUGGUUUGCCGGCAUGCUGAGAGUUCGACAGAGUCCAAGCUGGCGAAGAGUCGGGUUGUUAAAGCAGCUGGUGGAGUUGGGAUGAUUCUUGUAGAUGAAGCAGAUAGAUAUGUUGCCAUUCCUUUCACGAUCCCUGCAGCUACUGUUGGAAAACGUACAGGAAAUGAGAUUCUGACUUACAUAAACCAGACAAGGAAGCCAUUGUCUAGGAUUUUCUCUGCAAGGACUGUCUUGGGAUCUCAUCCUGCUCCAAGAGUAGCAGCAUUUUCUUCCAAGGGUCCAAAUUCCUUGACCCCAGGAAUUCUGAAGCCUGAUGUAACAGCCCCUGGAUUGAAUAUCCUGGCAGCCUGGUCUCCAGCAAACGGAAGAAAGCAUUCCAACAUUCUCUCUGGCACUUCCAUGGCUUGCCCGCACGUGACGGGAAUCACAGCCUUGAUCAGAGCUGUGCACCCUUCAUGGUCUCCAUCUGCAAUCAAAUCUGCAAUCAUGACAACUGCCACUGUGUUUGACAAGAAUCACAUACCUAUCACGGUUGCCCCACAGGGGAGGAGGGGGAAUGCAUUCGACUAUGGUGCUGGUUUUCUGAACCCAACAAGAGUCCUGGAUCCCGGCCUCAUCUAUGAUGCUAAGCCAGCAGACUAUAAAGCCUUCCUCUGCUCCAUCGGCUACAAUGAGAAGAUGCUGCAUCUGGUAACAGGAGACAACAGCACCUGUGAUCAAACAUUUGCAACUGCAACCAGCCUCAACUAUCCAUCCAUCACCGUGCCCAAUCUCAAACACAGCUUCUCAGUAACCAGAACCGUGACAAAUGUUGGGAAGCCAAGAAGCCACUACAGAGCUGCAGUCUCCUCUCCCAGGGGAUUCAAAGUAACAGUUGUGCCAAGGGUUUUAGUCUUCAGGAGAUACGGCCAAAAGAUCAGUUUCAGCGUGAAAUUUAAGGCAACUGCUCCUUCAGAGGGCUAUGCAUUCGGAUUCUUGACAUGGAUGAACAGAAAAUCACGGGUCACAACCCCACUGGUAGUCAGAGCCACGCCAUCUGACAUGGGGUUACUCAGAUAACAGGGCUGAGGUUGAAUUGUUGAAGCUUUGAGUAUGUCACCUGUACUAGAAAACAUAUUGCAAACAUGGGGAUGAAAAUUCCACACAGCUGUCAUUGAGAGUUGAAAAUACUUAAUUUCAGCUGGGUAGCAAUGCAACUACUCUCAUUUGUUUAAGAAAACCUUCAUACAAAACAAUAUAUAACCAAAUUCAUUAUUU
Messenger RNA from Diospyros lotus (date-plum), 2787 nucleotides. RefSeq names its product subtilisin-like serine-protease S. The transcript is spliced from 11 exons. NCBI's taxonomy places the organism in Eukaryota, Viridiplantae, Streptophyta, Magnoliopsida, Ericales, Ebenaceae. Gene Ontology annotation, biological process: proteolysis. The coding region runs from base 295 to 2589 and encodes 764 amino acids. Gene Ontology annotation, molecular function: serine-type endopeptidase activity. The record is from RefSeq and is a predicted model, not a curated record.